Cinara cedri is the source of this 4170-nucleotide messenger RNA. The record is from the annotation of a GenBank genome assembly. NCBI's taxonomy places the organism in Eukaryota, Metazoa, Arthropoda, Insecta, Hemiptera, Aphididae.
GUUAGAUAUAUGUUUAAUAGGAACGCGAAAGACCUCUCGCACAUAGCUAAACGCGGUUUCGUUUAAAUUUUGUUGACAUUUGGUUCUGUUCAUUUUAACGUUAAUUUACCGGAAUUGUGUUCCUCAAUCGAAAUAGCGGUACAAUAUGACUAAAAGAAAUAUUAUGAAAAUCAUAUGCAGUCUUGUGUACAUUACUAUUACGAUCGUUAACGCAGCCCAUCUGAUGAAAUUGCGUAAGUAAUUAUAAUUAUAAUUAUUAUUAUUAUUAUUAUACUGUGCCUAUACAAUUUUUAGGAUUCGAUAUUAUUGUUAUUUAUACCGAACCAGUGCACUGCGCCACUGCACGUCUUUAUGUACAUUAUUUUAUUCGAGCGGUGUAGUUAUUAAUUAUACUUAAUACUAAAAAUUCAUAUUGUAUCCGUCUACCAAUCGGGUAAUAUGGUAAUUAUAAGUUUUGGACCAUCUAAUAUCACUCAGGUCUCGAAUUCCUUGUAUGGAUUUAAUUUUAGAGCCACGAAUCAACACUAGAAGUUUUAUUAAAUGUGAAUUUUUUUUUUUCAAACCGAUUUUGUUUAAAUUUUAAAAUUUACCUUUUUGUUUUAAAAUUUACCCCGAACAUAGAGACUUUUAUACAGUGUUGUGUCUGAUAUAUUAUAAAAUAUUACAUCUAUCUAUUUGCCUCUACUUUUAGACACUUUUAACGACAUUUUUUAGAUCAGAUCAGUUUAAAUUCAGUAAUUAAAGUUGUUUUUUAAGCUGAUAUUAGUGAUAUAUUUUAAAUUGGAUUUCAAUAUGAAUUUAUUGAUGAUUUUUGGGUGAGAUAUUUUGGUUUUAAUAUGAUGUGGGUUUUAGUUUUUUUGUCUGAGAACAAAUUUUCUAAGUAAAAAUCUUGCUUUACUCGAACAAUGACAUGAAAUCAAUUUUGUUUCUUUUAAAAUCAAGCCAUUAAAAAAUGAAGUCGUUUUUUGAUAUCUUAAGCAGUUUUCAUGAUACGUUGUUGGGAAAAAUCAAAAAAGACGAAAAUUACGAUAAAAAUAUUACGAAAAUAUUAAUAUCUAAAAUAUUUUUAAUAAUAAUUAGGAAAAAUCAAAAAGGCAAAAAAUACAAUAUUUGUUUUUAAAUUACGGCAAAAUGAUUAAAAUCACUAUUUCAAUGCAUACAGUUUAUGUUUUCUAUCAUAAAUAUUGCUCAAAUAGAAAAACAUCAAGAUAACUUUUUUGUUGAAUUUUUAAUCUUGUGGCUAAUAAUAAGGUUAGUUUUUAGAUAUGCUAUGUAGUUUUUUUAAUAUUUGAGCAAUACCAAAAAUUGAAAAAUUGAACGGGUAAAUUCACGAAAAUAAUUCUUUCAUUUUUAUUUUUUUUUUUUUUAUAAAUAGAAUUCAGUUGAAAAUAUUUGUAAAGACGUGACAUUUUGACAGAAAUCUCACAUUCGCUUUUAUAGACGUGGUAAUAUGUUAUUCAGUUUAGAAAUAAGAAUGUUAUCGUUGACUUUCCGUAGUUUUCUAAAUAAUCACGAAAAACCGAAAAAACGGUAAAAUGUGGUUUUUUUUUUAUUUUUAUUAGUUAAAAAUUAUUUAAUAGAUCAGUAGUUUUCACAAAAUACUUAUAUUGGUCUUUUGUCGAUUUUGUAUUUUGUGAAUAUCAAGUUCUAAACUUUUUUGGACUCAAAUUUUGUUUGGGUAAUUUUGGGACCACAAGAAAACAAUUUACAGUCUUAAUUCGAAAAAAAAAAUUACAAUAUCAAAACAAUAAUGUAUAUAUAGCAUAUAUGUAUAAAAAGGAAUCGUGGUUACAGAUUUUUGAUAGUUGAAAAUAUGAUAAAAAAAAUCCUAUGAUGGAACUUGUAUUAGUUGUAUUGAUUAUGUUAUUUGUGAAGUAUUUACUGUAAUAUUAUGUGUUAUUAGUGACUUAAAAUUUUACUAUUUACAAAUCUUAUAAUAAAAAUCUGAUUGAUACAAUAUUAGUUUUUUUACUGUUUGAUUUCUGAACAUGGAUAUAAACGUUUUCAUUAAAAUAGAUGAAUUCGAAAUCCUAAAAUUGAUUAGCUUUCAUAAAUUCGUAUAAGGCUUACUAGAUAUAUUCGUAAACAACAUAUUUUAUUAAGUAUUUAAUAUCAUUUAGUCAUUAUUAAAACCAAAUCGCAAAAUAAAAAUGUUUCAAAAUGUAAUUUUCAUUAAUAAUAUUCAUCGGAAAAAAUAUCAAAUAUUUAUACAAAAUUAAUAGGUAUUGUUGAAAUUAUUUUAAUUUUACAUUAUUGCCUAACAUAAUUACGUUCGUUAUUACAGCACAAGGUUUUAUACAGUGUAAGAAGAGUGAUCCUAAAUUCGAUGAAUGUCUAACCAAUGCGUUUCAAAAAUCUAUACCUCAUCUGGCAAAAGGUAAUAAUAAAAAAAUACAAAUUUUUGUUCAGUUUAUUAACAUAAAAUUUAUUUAAUUAAUAUUUUAUUAAUUAACACUUAUUAUCUAUUUAUAGGUAUUCCGAGCUUAACAAUGUACAAAUUAGAUCCGUUCAGAAUCUCAGAAUUGCAAAUAGACCAAGGCGAAGGACCGGUUAGUAUCAAAUUGAACUUUAAAGAGUUAGAUAUCCAUAACUUAAGAAAUUUGCAUGUGAAAAAAGUUCAGUAAGUACCCUAUUAAUAUAGUUUCAAGUUACCUAAUACAUUUUUUUUACAUUUUGUAAAUAUUUAUAUUUAACUAUGACACAAAUAAUAUAGUUAUGAUCCAGUUAACUUUAAUGCAGAUCUCGAGUUUCAAAUUUCAAUUCCUAUAACAUUAGAUGGAGAUUAUGACAUAACCGGAAAAGUCCUUGUCCUUCCGAUUGUUGGAAAAGGAAAAUCCAAAAUCGAUAUAUGUAAAAACUUUUUUUAUUCUAAGUUAACUAGGUAUAACAGUUAAAAUACGUCAAAUAACAUAAUUGUUUGUUAACCUAUUUUAUUUAGUUAUGUCAAAUAUUACUGCCAAAGUCCAAUUUAAACCAAUAGUCAAAAACGGAAAUACGUAUCUGGACAUGACUAAAUUUGAUUGGAAAUUCGUAGUGAAAAAUAUGAAUAUUAAAUUGACGAAUUUAUUCAACGGUGACAAAGCUUUAGGUAUUUUAUAAAUAUUACGCAUAAUAAUAUCAAAACUAUUAAGUAGAACUAUUGGCAAUUGCAAUAAUAAUUCGUUUUCUUAAUUGAGUAUUUUGGUACAUUGUAGAUACCGUCGUAUUGUGUUUUCGAACAUCAUACUUCCUGUAAUACAAUGCGAUUUUCAAACAAAUAAAAAUAUUGAAUACCUAUACCUAAUAAAUAUAAGGACUUUUUUAAAGUCGGGUAGACCAUUUUGAUUAAAAGUAUUUGCAAUCCAGUUGAAGUAGUAUAAUAAUCAUUGAAAUUCAUGGUAGCUAAAUCGCAUAAUCCCGAUUAAAAUUAUUAGUUUUUCAUUGAUUUCCCUUUUAAAUCGAAUUAAUAAGACCCCCCCAUACUCUAUUAUUUUAUUGAAUAUUCAUGGUUUAGUAAAAUUCAUAUUAAAAUAAAUAAUUGUUUCCAUUUUUUUUUUUUUAAAUAAUUAACUAAUUACAUUAUAACUAAAUUAAUUUUGUUAACCAAAAUAAAUAAAGUUAUUUAUUCGUUAUCUAUUUGUUUAUUGCAGGGGACAAUAUGAAUUUGUUCUUAAACGAGAAUUGGAGAGAUGUUUUAAAUGAAUUACUUCCUUCUAUCGAAAAAGUUUUUGGCAUUGCUUUCAAAGAUGCUGGUCAACAGUUUUUCAAAAAUAUUCCUGAAAAUCAAAUAUUUUAUGCUUAAAUUCGUUUUUCAAAUUUUAUUAAAUAAUUAUUGUGUGUUCUAAAUUUCUAAGUUAAUAUUAUUUAAAAAUCAUUAAAUGUUUGAACUUUAGAAUUGUUAUUAUGAGCAAACAAUUAUUAAGUUUUUUGAAUAAUAUUUAGAUAAGUUUGAUUAAUACAAAUAUCGAAAUAUUUUGAACUAAUUAUAUGUAUAUUUCGAAAUUAUAGGUUAAAAAUUAAAAACUGAAAUUUAUUAAUAUUAUUCAAUAAAAAAAAUAGGUGAAAUAACGUGAAACUUUUUUUCUUAAGCCUGCGUAAACAUUCUAUCAAAUUAUUAAGCAUUCCUGUUUAGUCCAACAAUUUUAUCCACAUAAUACCUACAAAAUAAAAAUUACGUAAACAGCUUACAAA